AUGGCGGUUAAAACCGACAUGAGCAAAGCUUACGACAGGAUUGAAUGGAUCUUUCUACGGGAAGUGCUUCAGCGAAUGGGUUUCCAUGAGACUUGGACAGAAUGGGUAAUGGAGUGUGUAUCCUCUGUUUCUUAUUCUUUCCUAAUCAACGGAGGCCCGCAAGGAAAAGUUGUCCCCUCCCGAGGCUUGCGACAAGGAGAUCCUCUCUCCCCUUACCUGUUUAUCCUUUGCACCGAGGUUCUCUCCGGGCUAUGUAAUAAGGCGCAGGAAAAUGGGACUCUCCCGGGGGUGAAAGUUGGUCGACACUGCCCACCGAUAAAUCAUUUGCUGUUUGCGGAUGACACAAUGUUCUUCGGAAAAUCCAACGCGGCAAGUUGUGCUACUCUCACCACCAUUCUGCUUAAAUACGAGAAGGCGUCGGGGCAGUGCAUAAACCGAGCCAAAUCAUCCAUCACCUUCUCGUCUAAAACGAACCAGGAAUGCAAAAUCAGAGUGAAACGAGAACUCAACAUCAGCAACGAAGGUGGGAUUGGCAAAUAUCUGGGACUCCCGGAACACUUUGGUAGAAAGAAAAGAGAUAUUUUUUCUUCCAUAGUAGACCGGAUAAAGCAGAGAAGUCAAAGCUGGACGACCCGCUACUUAUCGGGUGCUGGGAAGAUGGUCCUCCUCAAAGCAGUGUUGGCUGCUAUGCCCACCUACACUAUGUCAUGCUUUAAGCUCCCGGCCUCUCUCUGUAAGCAGAUUCAGUCGGUGUUGACGCGAUUCUGGUGGGACGCAAAACCAGACACCAGAAAGAGGAGUUGGGUCUCUUGGGACAAACUAACUUGCCCAAAAAGUGCGGGUGGACUGGGCUUUCGUGAGAUUGAAAUCUUCAACGACGCCUUGCUAGCAAAACAUGCCUGGAGACUUCUGCAGGAUCCUUCUUCCCUGCUAGGGAGAAUUUUACUUAAGAAGUAUUGUCACUCUUCUGAUUUUCUCUCCUGCUCAGCACCAAAUGCAGCCUCCCAUGGAUGGCGUGGAAUAUUAGCAGGUCGCGAGGUUCUCAAAAAAGGCAUGGGAUGGUCCGUUGGUAACGGAAGAAGUAUAAAGGUUUGGGGUGAUUAUUGGUUAUCGACAGAGAACCAAGUCAGGCCGAUAGGACCACCCACAGAGCUCGAUCAGCACUUAAAAUACACCACCAAGUCAGGGUACGCUUUGGCAAAGAUUCACAAUGGUAACUCCCUUGAUGAGUUCAAUUGGAAGAAAUGCAUAUGGAAUGUUCAAUGCUCUCCAAAGCUUCGCCACUUUCUCUGGAAACUGAAAAGCAAAGCGCUAGCAGUAGGAGAGACGUUGGCAAAGAGGGGUAUACAGGUAGAGGGUAAAUGUAAGCGAUGCGGUGAACCGGAGACGCUGCUACAUGUUAUGUUAGCUUGCACAACGGCUCAGAAGGUCUGGGAGCUAGUGCCUGCAAAGAACAAACCCCUCAUCACCUCUUGCCAAUCAGUGGAAGAAGUACUUGUAACCUGUACCCGUAUGGUUAAUCUCCCGCCUAUUGGUCUGACUACUCCGUUAUAUCCCUGGAUCUUAUGGGUAUUGUGGACGAGUAGAAAUCAGCUCCUGUUCGAGGAUAAGUCUUUCCUGGAAUCAGAGAUGCUAGAGAAAGCUAUAAAAGCAGCUAAGGAAUGGCAAUCCUCUCUCCCAAUCCGAAAGCAUGUCUCUGUUUCAACUAAAGACUCUCCACUCUCGAACUCUCUUCCACAGGUUCCAGCUAAUACAUACUUGUUAUGUUCCGAUGCUGCUUGGAAUUGCUCUACCUUUGCAGGUGGACUUGGUUGGGUCUGUAAUGACUCACUAGGCAAUCUUGUCUUCCAAGGAACCGAAAAACAACGCUACAUUGCUUCAGCCCUCGUUGCAGAAGCUUUAGCGAUGAAAGCUGGCCUCUUGAAGGCCAUCUCCUCUGGUAUUAAAGACGUCAUCUGCUGUUCAGAUGCUAAAAGUCUUAUCGAUGCAAUCACAGGUACCACGACUGUGAAAUCGCUCCGAGGAUUGCUCCAUGACUUCUGCGUGUUGAGUGCAUCCUUCACUUCUAUCUCUUUCCGCUUUAUUGCUCGAUCUUGUAAUGAUCCUGCGGAUAAGCUAGCGAAAAACGCUUUGUUUGUGUUGUCUAACAAUCUCCAUGAGGUUGAAAACUCUCUUAUGUAA
Molecule: messenger RNA, 2181 nt
Organism: Raphanus sativus (radish)
Lineage: Eukaryota; Viridiplantae; Streptophyta; Magnoliopsida; Brassicales; Brassicaceae
Exons: 2
Coding region: 1-2181 (726 amino acids)
Molecular function (GO): RNA-DNA hybrid ribonuclease activity; nucleic acid binding
Source: RefSeq, a predicted model, not a curated record